Messenger RNA from Dreissena polymorpha, 1188 nucleotides. RefSeq names its product cornifelin homolog. Bases 164 to 535 code for a protein of 123 amino acids. The record is from RefSeq and is a predicted model, not a curated record. NCBI's taxonomy places the organism in Eukaryota, Metazoa, Mollusca, Bivalvia, Myida, Dreissenidae. The transcript is spliced from 4 exons.
AAUACCCAUCAAACAAGAUCAAGGCGGAUACCGACAUCGGGUUGGUUUAAUUACUUGUAUGUGUUUUACGUUUCGCAAAGUGAGAUAGAGUUAAGGGGACGGAGAAGGCUAACCGAAGAAGGAUUUACAUUUAACAUCUGGAACAUUUUCGCAACAAUCAAACAUGCAGACUUCACACCAAACGGUCGUUGUUACCCAGCAGCCUAUAAUGAGCGGCAAAAGCAACAUGAUGGUUUGUAGCCUUAAUGGCCACCGGGACUGGGACAGUGGCCUCAUGGCGUGUUGCACUGACUGCAGGUCAUUGUUGAUGACCUACUUUUGCCUACCAUGUUCCCUCUGCGACAUAUCCAGCCGCACCGGCGAAUGCAUGUGCAUGCCCUUCUGUGUUGCCGGAGGACUCCUCGCCCUCCGCGCGAGGAUCAGGACGUUGGGUGGCAUACAGGGCUCUAUUUGUGGCGACUGCAUUGCCAUCAGCUGUUGUGGCCUGUGCGCGAUUUGCCAGAUGCAGAGAGAGUUGGAUGCAAUGGGUCUCUAAACUCGAGUGCGAGUGACCAAUCCUUAUACGUCAUCCACGCAAAAAAACGUUAUUUGUUAUAUCGGAAACACUUAACUUUUUUAGUUCAGUUUAUAUUUUCUCAUUGAGAUUGUUGAUAUUUACCGUCAAAUACUAAUGUUUCAUUCGGGAUAUAUGGCAAUCUGUCUGUCCAGUAUUUCUAACGUCACCUAUUAGGUCUAAUUUGCCUAGUGGCUAUUUUAACCAUUUUCGCUCCCAUGAAGUCACGCACAAUUACUUGACGUCAUCGUUAUUUAACUUGAACUUUUAUUUAAAUGAGCAAUUUAACUAGUUUGCGUUCUUCAUCAUUCAAGUUUUUAAAUCUACGGCAUUUAAUAUAGCAUGGGUACUUAGAAAGCAGGGAAUGCAUAUUUAUCCUACAUGACCACACUUCUACAUUGGUUGAAGCUUCAACAACUAACCACGUACAUUACUAUCAAUUUCUAGGUUAAAAUUGAUUUAAAUGUUUAAGCAAGUAGUGCCACUUUUUAUUGCGUUUCUUCUUUUCCUUUGUUAUUGUAAUUAUCUGAUUUUAGAAGGGCAUUUUGUUAGAACAGCGCGGCAGUGAUCUGUUUAUAUCUUAUACUGUUUUUUAGAAUAUAUGAGUAUUAAAUACAUAUCAUAUUUCUCAAUAA